AUGCAGUACACUCUUGCUACCGUCUUGGCCGUCUUGGCCGCACCCCUUGCUCUGGCUAUGCCAGCCUACACCGCAACCGCUGUCGAGCGCAGAGCCGGGGGCGGCGUCGGCCAGAUUAUCUCCGACCACAAUAAAUUUGUCUCCAAUCCGGCCACCGCCAAAGUCGCUAUCCCAGCGGAUGAAAACAACGCGGCUCGUGAGGGCCAUCGCCAAGCACACGUUGCGCUCGGCCCUGCCGGCCGCCUCAUCCCGCCCAUUCCCGUAUAA
Messenger RNA from Hirsutella rhossiliensis, 267 nucleotides. RefSeq lists its product as uncharacterized. NCBI's taxonomy places the organism in Eukaryota, Fungi, Ascomycota, Sordariomycetes, Hypocreales, Ophiocordycipitaceae. The coding region runs from base 1 to 267 and encodes 88 amino acids. The record is from RefSeq and is a predicted model, not a curated record. The transcript is spliced from 2 exons.